UAAAUUUAGUUUCCAUCUGCCGUACCGAUACGGCGUUGAACGGCACAGUAGUAACGUUGCCAUAUGUAUCCCGGGGAAAGCAUGCCGCGAUCAUGUCGGCCACGACCAAGACUAGCGGCUCACAGGCUGACAUACUACUAAUAAGUACCAGCAUUACCUACUUAAGCUGUGCCAGCUGAGUCUUGGCAUGAGGCAAGAUAUCGACGCCACAGACCACUAAAUGAGCGGUGCAUAGUGCUCUCUGUGCCACACGUCGUACUCUCUGCUAAUGGGAAUAAUGCCCUUCACAUAACUCGUAUGUUUGCUAAAGAAAGCCAUUAUGUACUUUUUUAUCAUGUACACAACUUCGUGUUGAGAGUCGUUGGGCUUUGCCUCCACAAGAGCGAAUAUCGUAGAGGCUCAGAUCUAUGCGCGCCACGUCCGUUGGGCUCUACAUUAUUUGCGUUCUCUCUCAUCUCAUCAUCAGCAUAUCCAACUCAUCCAACAGACUCAUCUUCAAAAGCAUCCUUCAACCAACUCCUCAAUCUUCUCACCAUCUUCACCGAUAAAACCAACCCCUUACCACAUUCAAAAUGCAGGUCACCAGCUUCCUCACCAUUGCUUUCGCCAGCGUGGCGCUUGCCCAGAAGAGCCCCUCCAAGAUUCCGGUGGCUCUGAUCACCGUCGAGGCUUCCCGCGGCGGAGCUGGCCACGCUAAGAACUCCACGGACAUCGUCCGAGUUAACAUCGGCGCCGAUGGUGCCACCGAGGAUCAGUUCCCUGUCCUCAAGGAGGUUUCUACCCUCUACCUGACUGGUGCUGAGGGUGUCUCGGUCGACAACAUCGUCUGCACUCCUUUCAGGCCCGGUGGUGCAACUGCCCCUACCUUCACCAACACCAAGCCGGUCAGACUCUCGCUCAACACCGUUGAGGUUUCCAAGAUCGAGUGCCGGGGCUCCUAAGCACCUUAGCUGAUGAGCCUUUUUGGUCUACUGGACCAUCUAUAAUAAGGGGCAUCUAACUUUGCAUUGCAUUUCAUCGGCGAAGGUCAAUUUUUUAGAGAUGGGAGAUAGGGUUAGAUAUUGCAUUUGAUCAUGAGUCUCAGUGGCAAGAGGAGAGAGUGAGGAGGGUGAGAAAGGAGAAGGGGGGAAAACUAAGCAUUGCAUCGGUGUUGCGUGAUACUCUCACAACGCAUUGGUGCUUUGCCUUAUCGUUCAGGUCACUCCUUUCAGAAAAUUUAAUAGAGAGAGAUUUGCAUCACCUUUUUGACUUGUUUUGCUUGUGAAGUUUUUGAUUUACUGCUAUGCAAUUGAAGUCCCAUGCUUGAAAUAUGCAUGGCACUAUACUAAAGAUGGGUGUAAGAGGUGUAAAUAAUGAUGGGUGUAAAAGGUGU
Molecule: messenger RNA, 1372 nt
Organism: Hypoxylon fragiforme
Lineage: Eukaryota; Fungi; Ascomycota; Sordariomycetes; Xylariales; Hypoxylaceae
Exons: 3
Coding region: 573-941 (122 amino acids)
Source: RefSeq, a predicted model, not a curated record